GAGGAAGCGCGUAUCGUAUCAGUAAAGCAGUACAGUUUCGAACUCCACCGUGUCCACACAAGCCCACGAUGCGUCCCAGCACUGCGCUUCUCAUUGCCGUCUUCUCCUGCAUCCAAUUGGCAGUAUGGGCCUGCGAUGCAGACCAAGCUCACAACGGAUGCAAGAUCUACGGAGCAUCGUGCACGUGUGGGUACGGAUGCAGGACGGAGUUCAUCUAUAGGACACGAAGGGCGUGCCUCAAUGCAUUGAGAGAAAGGAGUUCAAAUAUUUGUAGCCGCCUACCAUGCUUGAGAGGAAAUUGUAUACAAACUGUUCAAGAUCCAGGCUUCACUUGUAAAUGUGAAGGUACCGGUUUCUACGGGCAACGCUGCGAGAAGGCCUGCCCAACCGUACCAGUGCGCGGCAUGAUCUUCCCCCACGAGUGCAUCGUCAUCUGAAGCCCAUAGACAAAAACUACAGAAGCACCCAUAUUUAUUUAGUCAUCUAAUCUAUCCUUUAUGUACAGUUUCAACAAAUCCAUUGUUAACUUAAGUAUAUUAUUUUAUCUGACCAAUUUAUUCCGAAAUAAAGUUACACAUUAUUGAAAA
Molecule: messenger RNA, 587 nt
Organism: Spodoptera litura
Lineage: Eukaryota; Metazoa; Arthropoda; Insecta; Lepidoptera; Noctuidae
Source: RefSeq, a predicted model, not a curated record